AUGGCUUCUUCAUUACCCACAGCAUCCACUGUGCUAUCUUCUACGAUGAAAUCACCUCCUUCCGAAUCCGAUGGUUCAACUUCGGAACAAGGAGCAGAAACAACUACCACUCAACAACAAGUGGUUUGGUAUUUUGCAUACGGUGCAAAUAUGAGCUCAAAAGUCUUGAUUGGAAGACGAAAAGUCAAACCCAUGGAGUCCUAUCCGUGCUACGUGGAAGGCUAUGAUUUAGUCUUUAAUAUGAAGGGUUUGCCUUAUUUUGAACCUGCUUUUGCGAGUAUUGAAAAGAGACAAGGAUGGAGAAUGCAUGGUGUUGUGCAUAAAAUCACGAGAGAGCAAAUGGAUCAUAUUCGGAGGACAGAAGGUGGAAAUGGACAUGAUAUGGAUGAUUUUGGAUAUCGUGAAAUUACAGUACAAGCAACAAUUUAUCAACCUUGGUUUACCGAGAAUGACACCAAUGCUGCCACUUCAUACGGAACCCCAAACAUGUACUUCCAAACAGUGGAUGCCAUUGCACUUCAAGGACCACCUGACAUUAAUGACGCCAAUCCUUCCGCUCGUUAUUUGAACAUUUUAAGAAGUGGAGCAAAAGAAUAUGGUAUUGCAAAGGAAUGGCAAGAUCACCUCAAUAACACACUCCAAGAAUACAAGUCUGCUGGCGCUGCAAAGACUUUUGGAAAAUUCUCUUUCGUCCUUAUUAUUCUUCCUUUAUUUAUUCUUCCGCUAAUCAUGAUAGUUUUAUCGCAUGUAGUCAAAGUUCAAACCCCGUAUUUUGUGACACGAAUGUUCAAGCAUCUUGGAUCACUUGUCUGGUGGGUUCAUGACAAUAUUUGGAGCAAAUUAUUUGGAAGUGGAAAAACAAUAGAAGCAAAUAGUUUAUUCGGAGAUGUCCAAGAACAAUGGACAAAACUUUCACAAACCAAUAAAUUGUCAUUUCUUUGA
Naegleria fowleri is the source of this 942-nucleotide messenger RNA. RefSeq lists its product as uncharacterized. Gene Ontology annotation, molecular function: gamma-glutamylcyclotransferase activity. NCBI's taxonomy places the organism in Eukaryota, Heterolobosea, Eutetramitea, Acrasida, Naegleriidae. The record is from RefSeq and is a predicted model, not a curated record. The coding region runs from base 1 to 942 and encodes 313 amino acids. The transcript has 2 exons.